AUGAAACUAUCCGCUAAUUUCUAUCCAACAUGUCCUCAGCCAGAUUUGACUCUUGGAGCAACCAAGCACGCCGAUCCUAACAUCAUAACCCUUUUACUCCAAGAUGGCGUCUGUGGACUUCAAGUGUUGAAGGAUGAUACGUGGAUUGGCGUCGAUCCUAACCCCCAUGCAACUGUGGUCAAUAUAGCCUCCCAGUUGCAGGUGAUCAGUAACAACGAGUUGAGAAGUUCGGAACACAGAGUUGUGACAAAUUCAAGUAAAACUCGAUUUUCGGCUGCAUUUUUCAUAGGAGCUUCGGAGGAGAGUGUUAUAGAGCCAGCAAAAGCUCUGAUUGAUGAACUCCAUCCUCCGAUUUACAAGUCCUUCAAGAGUAAAGAUUUUCUUUCUAAAUUCUUUUCAAGUUACGGUGACUCACAGGCCACGCUAGAAAAGGGAAAGGAGCGUUCACCCGAAAAAGGGGGACAGGAACAAGCCAAUAUGGAGAAACUUGUUUCAAACUGGUACAAUGUGCGACCUGUGCCUGAGGAUUACAUAUAUCCACCAGAAAAAAGACCAGGCAACAUCCAUGUUCCUAAAGGUGAAGGCAUACCAGUGAUUGAUCUCAGUGAAGCAGAGAAAGGUGAUCGAACACUUGUAAUUCAGAAAAUUCUCAAGGCUGGUCAAGAGUUUGGAUUCUUCCAGGUGGCGAAUCAUGGGGUUUCGGAGAAUUUAAUGGAUGAAACAAUAAGUGUGGUGAGGGAGUUCUUCCAAAUGCCAGAUGAAGCCAGGCAACAUUUGUGCACUAAAGACUUUAGCAAGGAGUGUAUUUAUUUCACAAGCUGUGAAAAUUAUGCUAAUGAAAAGGUUCAUAUGUGGCGAGACUUUCUGCAACACCAGUGUCAUCCCUUGGACAAGUGGCAGCAUUUUUGGCCUGAAAGCCCAGCCAGAUACCGGGAGAUUGUUGGGGCAUGUUCAGUGGGAAUUAAGGAAUUGGCUUCAAGGAUUCUGGGGUUGAUCAGUGAAGGACUUGGCCUGAAAUGUGAACAUUUUGACAAUGAACUAAGCGCAUGUAUGGUUCUGACAGCUCUGCAGUAUCCACCAUGCCCUGAUCCAAGCUUGACUCUUGGAACGUGCCCGCAUGAUGACGCCAAUCUCAUUACUUUUCUACUUCAAGAUGAAGUUUCCGGACUUCAAAUCUUCAAAGAUGAUCAAUGGAUUAGCGUUGAGCCUAUUCCACAUGCUUUUGUCGUCAACGUCGGCUGCCUCUUGCAGGUGAUAAGUAAUGACAAGUUAAGAAGUGUGAAACACAGAGUGGUGACAAAUGCUAUCAGAUUUCGAGCGUCAGCUGCCUUUUUUGUGACGGCUUUGGAGGAUAGUGUGAUAGAACCAGCAAAAGGUGUUGUUGAUGAACUCCAUCCUGCCAUCUACAGACCCUUCACACCGAAGGAUUUCUACAUGAAAUUCUUCGAAAACGAUGCUGACACUGAAGCAACUUUCAAUCAUUUCAAGGCUUGA
This is a messenger RNA of Neltuma alba, 1494 nucleotides long. RefSeq names its product hyoscyamine 6-dioxygenase-like. Bases 1 to 1494 code for a protein of 497 amino acids. The record is from RefSeq and is a predicted model, not a curated record. NCBI's taxonomy places the organism in Eukaryota, Viridiplantae, Streptophyta, Magnoliopsida, Fabales, Fabaceae. The transcript has 6 exons.